AUGCAAUCGACUGAGCAGCAAACCGACGAAAUGGACUCUCUCGUGAACAGCUUGGGGGCUCGUUGUUACAUCCGCACGCCGCCGGAAGGUGUAAAAUCGCGAAGUCGUCCAUCGAGCGGCAACGAGGGCAAUCCAAUGCGUCAACGGAGCGUCUUUACAGCUGGAAAGACAAAAUUUAACGUUUCCGCUCCGCCAUUUGAGUACAAAUCGAAUUCCUGCACGCAAGGAACGUCUCCCGACAGCGCAAUUCGGGCUCUGGACUUGAAACAUCGCGACAUUCCCAUUUCCUUGAUUGGUCCGACGCAACUUCCCGUCAAUAGUCGCAUCUGGAAUAGCAUUGCAGCGCGUCCUUCGCGUUCGGUGGAUGAUAUGAGAAAAUCAACUAAAAAUGAUUUUUUUCAGCAUCAAUCGCCUUGCGCUUCGCCAAAUUACCAUCUUGGAGGCUCCGUAAGUGCACGAAAUCUGGAUUGUUCGUCGCCACGCCCCUUUGGACCUGUCGCAAUGCCAAAUGGAACGAUCCAAAUUCGACUCCGGGAUGGAAUUCGCAUAGAUAUGACCGUGGAUCGGGCAAUUCGAGUCAUAAAUUCGAAGGAAAAGAUCAUAAUUGCGAUGUCGGGGAAUGCGACGUCUGUUGCUUUGACUCAUCCGAACGGGCAGGUGUUCCAGCAUGGAGGUUUGGUUGAAAUUGUCGGGUAUGACGGCAUGAAACGGAACAAUUUUGUAAGAUUCGCAAAAAUGUGGCAAAAAGGUAUCAGUCUCACCGCGGAGGGAUGCGCUUUAAUUUAUUUAGUUGACGCAGCGGGAACUCGAACCACUUCGGAUGCCAUCAGCUUCGACACAAAUCGUGAUUAUACGCUUCCUGUCUUCCUUUCCGGGUCGCAUCAAGGUCCAAAUUACGUACGAGAAGCCGUCAAUAUUGUCGAUAACACGUCCUUUUGGUUGAACGAUGACUCGUCGGAGACUUUUGAGAUCAACGGGUAUCGCAUCACGCAAACAACUGACGGGCUGGUGCGAGUUACACGCGCCAACAAUAAAUGCAUCAUCCGUACAAGUCCCAAUAAUGGGUCGGCAACUGUCACGUCGAUGUUUAUUCAUUGCACGGCAUCGUUGGGACAAACUUCGCAUUUGUUUGUGCGUCGCGGCGAACGUCGCAUGCAUUUUGAUGGCACGUCAUUCGUUGUUCGCAAUGCUGGACAUUCCGCUGGAUUUGAUGAGCAUAAUCGUUUGCGCGUGUAUUGA
Culicoides brevitarsis is the source of this 1239-nucleotide messenger RNA. RefSeq lists its product as uncharacterized. The record is from RefSeq and is a predicted model, not a curated record. The coding region runs from base 1 to 1239 and encodes 412 amino acids. The transcript is spliced from 5 exons. Lineage: Eukaryota; Metazoa; Arthropoda; Insecta; Diptera; Ceratopogonidae.